Messenger RNA from Aureobasidium namibiae CBS 147.97, 921 nucleotides. RefSeq lists its product as uncharacterized. NCBI's taxonomy places the organism in Eukaryota, Fungi, Ascomycota, Dothideomycetes, Dothideales, Saccotheciaceae. The transcript is spliced from 5 exons. The coding region runs from base 1 to 921 and encodes 306 amino acids. The record is from RefSeq and is a predicted model, not a curated record.
AUGUUCGAGGUUGGUGGUGUGUGGGUUUGCGAGACGGAAAAAAGCGCGACACCAGGAAGAGAAGCCGCGGCCUCUGAACUCGAGCCUGGCAGACCCAAAUACUGUGGCCCUUCCGCGCAAGAUUAUCAAGUAACAAAGAGAUCUGUACAGGGACGCUAUCGCAUCAUUCGACUUGUUCCGCGCCUACGCCCUUCGGGCAUCUUGACUUCCCUCCUUCGGAGACUUCUCUGCUUCUUCUACAACGGCACCUACCAAGACGAAGACAAGGACUUGACCUUUUCCAAGAUUAAGCCUCUCGACCUCUCCCCUCCAGCCAACGCACGUGGCGAUGAACAUCUCGAGCAUCAGGAGGUCGAACUCAUCAGGAGCUUGCACAACCUUCACAUCACUGCACAGUCCUGCAAGUCUGAGGUCUUGGUCAAGGCUUUAAACAGUGUCAAGGUCUUCCGUGCCGCUUUCAUGUGGAACCACCACGCUACAAUGUUCAACAGCUCGAUGGCAAGAUGUGCAAAAAUUCGACGACUGCAUUUCCAUCAUCAUCAGCUGGUCAACAUUGCCAGAACAGAAACUCCGACACUCGCUCAUUGUAUCCUUGUCGAGCCGACUCAACCAUUCCAUCGCUCUGUCUACCGUUCGGGAGCUUCUGAAGAUUCCACUGAGGCCUCAACCUAUCACGCCGCCGGUUCCGUCGUCGUUCCCAACUCUGAGUAUAUCGCCACCACUUGCGCUCAAGCGAGACGAGAGAUCCAACCCUUGUGCUUUUGUCACCUUCACUCUUCGAGUCAAGCCUCCCCUGGACCAGCCACCGGAGUCUACGAAAAGAGCAGCGAGGAAAAGCAACGUCAGACCUUCAGCCGCCAGCCUCGAAGAGCAGCUUCUACAUGUCGAUUUGUAGACCAAGCCUGGGUGUUCACGCGAUGA